AUGGAGAACCUCGAACCAACUGACACGGACAUGGCCAGUCCACCAAGCAACUUCCACUCAUCAGUCCCAACAGUAACAUCCACAUCAGCACCGGCAUCACAAGUUCCAGAAUCACAACAACACCAACAACUGACCAAGGCACCACGGAGAAAGAAAACUGUUAACGACGGAUACAUCUACCACCCUUACGAGGAUUACUCGCAGACGGAUAGGAGUUCUCAGGGGGGAAGCAAUGAUGGUGAUAGCGCCAUGAAUGAUAAUCAGGCGAGCGCUACCAGGAUCCUCGAGCUACGUGGUCUUGAGCGGAGAAUCAUCCAGCUGCUGGAGACGGCUGGUCAAGCGAUCCAAAUCAUGAGCGGCGAAGACGAUCCCGAGAACGCGGGCCAGAUCCUUAUGGAUGCCAGCGUCGACAGCACCAAAGGCCCAGACAUGAUCAACACCUACGCUGAAGAAAAAUCCAAACAGUUUGAAGUCCUCACGGCCGGGUACGCGACCUUGGUCAACGAGAUCCAGUCGGGACUGAGGCGACAGUUUCAUUACUUGACCAAGGCCGGGAUUGCAUCGUCUCAUGUACCGUUCAAGAAUGUAGUGUAUGGCGAGGAGAAGGAGUUAGAGACUUGGUUAAAUGCGGUUGAUGUGUUGAAGGAGAGUACGGAUGGGUUGAUUGAGAAGGUUGAGCGCGAGUACUUGGGUGCGAACAGGGAGAGUGGGAACAAGGAUGAGGCAUUGCAGGACAGCAAUGCGCUAACUGCAGCAGCUGUGUCUGCAGAUUCUUAA
Messenger RNA from Linnemannia hyalina, 777 nucleotides. The record is from the annotation of a GenBank genome assembly. NCBI's taxonomy places the organism in Eukaryota, Fungi, Mortierellomycota, Mortierellomycetes, Mortierellales, Mortierellaceae.